Pimephales promelas (fathead minnow) is the source of this 1313-nucleotide messenger RNA. RefSeq names its product S100 calcium binding protein, beta (neural) (gene s100b). Lineage: Eukaryota; Metazoa; Chordata; Actinopteri; Cypriniformes; Leuciscidae. Gene Ontology annotation, cellular component: cytoplasm; nucleus. Gene Ontology annotation, biological process: positive regulation of canonical NF-kappaB signal transduction; positive regulation of cell population proliferation. Gene Ontology annotation, molecular function: RAGE receptor binding; S100 protein binding; calcium ion binding. The record is from RefSeq and is a predicted model, not a curated record.
GUCAGAAUCUCAAAGCUACAGGCCCCUCUGUUACAGACCUAUAAAUAGACUCCCAUCUCACUCGUCUCCGGAUCGCUCCAUUCUGACAAAGUCUCUGCUGAUAAUACCGAACACACUACGGUACAUUAAGAUGUCCGACUUAGAGACCUGCCUGGGAACCAUCAUUGACACCUUCCACAAGUACUCGUCGAAAGAAGGCGACAAGUACAAAUUAAAAAAGAGCGAACUCAAGGAUCUGCUCACGCAUGAAUUUCCGACUCUUACAGAGCAAGUGAAAGAUCAAGCAACAAUGGACAGUUUGAUGGAAAGCUUGGACACCGACGGCGACUCUGAGUGCGAUUUCCAGGAGUUCAUGACCUUCAUCACCAUGGUUACCAUUUGUUGCCAUGAGUUUUUCGAACACCACGAAGACGAAUGAGUCGGAUUUGGUUUUUUAAGCUCGAUUUUCCAUAGUUUAAUGAGUCACAAUACAUUCCUUCUCUUAAAUUUCGCUUUGUUCUUCAUCACACCGUAUUAGGAUUGUUGUUUUUUCUGGACAGAAUGUACACACUGCUUGUAUGACAAAUUGCUUGGCUUAUUUUACUAGAAUCAAAACCAGUUUAUAAUUUAUUACAAAGCAUGUUUCUAUUAUUCUGCCAAGACAUUUUCUUUCCAAGACAUGCCCAUCAUAAAUCUCAUCGAGUGAAAUGCGGACCAGGUGUUGCGCUCUUGUCAUUUCAAUUCCAGACUGAUUAUAAAAUGUUUUUUUUUUCUCUGAUUAGGUUCAAACUAUUAGGUUGACUUGCAACUGAUGGUCUUGGGGUUUUAGAUGAAUCACACUGUGCUUUAAAAAGACCCACAAAAGCAAAUUAUACUUUUGAAAAAAAUCUAUCGAGCAUAUGGUAUGAUGUUUAUGACCAUCCGACAUAUGUUGUUUGAGGCAUCAAUAGUGUUUUUCAUGUCUUAAUUGCCUGCAACUUUACUAUCAGAUUUGUUUUGUUUUUGUUAUAGAACAUGAUUUGUGUUUCCAAUUGUAACCUAAGCUAAACGUUAAUGUCAAACGAUGUCAAAGCGUCAGGCCUCCCUUCAUGAAACAAAUGCGACUUUCUGUGUAAAUCGUAGACAAAUCUAUUUACGCCAAUGAUUGAACUGAAUGCAACAGUUUACAAAAGAACAAUUUACACAAAUUUGUUUUAAUAGUACUUAAUGAAUGAAUGAAUGUUUCUUUACAAAGUGAAAAUGAAGUCUUUCUUCAUAAAUAGAAGGUAAAUCAGUUUCAGAGGCCAAACUGUUAGAAUUAUGGAAUGAAAACUAGCUAAAUAAAAUUGUAAACA